AUGGACUAUAGUGAAAAACAGCUUGAGGACUUCCACAGAGCAAAGCUGGCUCAGGUGAAGAGGCUUGAGAACAGAAUCAACGAAAGACUGUCCGAUCAGGACCUACUGCGAAAGAAAGCCCCUCCAGAAGUCAAGAAGGAACCUGACCUGCCGUUUUCGAGAGAGGCUCUGGCUGAGGCCGAGGAGUCUGACCGAAAAGGCCUUGCUAGUCUCCGUCUAGAUGACGCCGAACCAUCUGCUCGGGAGAAGUCUCACUCAGACUUCCAUCAGGAGCCAGUACAUUUGAUGGCAUUGGACACAGACAUCUUGCCCAUGGAAAGCCAGAACUUCUUGGACCACCAUAUCCCUGGCGAUGUUCUAAUCGAGAUGAAUGACGAAGUAUCUGGCCAAAGCACGCUCCCUGGUGGCGUUCUGGAUGUUCUCAAUUUUCAGCAUAACGCCAUCACCCAAAAUUUUGACAACUUGUUGACCACGGGAGACGCGACCAAGAUCAUAUACCCAGUAUAUUCCAUUCACAACAGCUCCUCGGUUACCCCAGGUAACAUGGAAUGGGAGGGCGAGUAUCCUGGAACGGAUAAUAUCCUGGAUCUUUUGCAGUACCAACGAUCACAGGGUCCCACAGGCCCAUUCGCAGCAGCCAGGGAUGUAUUUCGUUCCCCAGAGGUCACACGUCGAUCAGUGAGUUUGAUAUCAUCGGACUCGGCUCCCUCAUUUGUGCCGAUAUCACCGGGACCAGCGCUUCCAGGAGCACAAGUUUCUCGUAAGAGAUUUAAAGUGCGGGCCAGACAUACCACUAACUAUGAGGAGCUUCUCUACAACACCACCGCAACGUUGGCGCCACGAAUCGCCAAAGGUGUGUCUACUCUACCCGAGAUCAGAAGCUUAUACCAUGUGUGGAUCGGCUACUUCAUCUACAAGGCAUUCAAGUCGGGUGUGAUGUUUCUGUGCUUGAUAAACCUCACUACGAAUUAUCUCAUUACGAAUGUCUUCUCAGCAGAGCUGGACACGCGGUUCGAUGCUCUUGUGCUGCUUACCAAAACAAGAAACAUGCUCUUGGUUCAUCUGAUUCAACAUUAUGCCACUGUGAUCAAGGGAUUGCGCUCAUUGCUCAAUCAUCAUGGUGAUCCAGAGAUGGCGGCCUCAGUGUCAUAUAUUUUGUCGCUCAUGUCAAUUUACGAUCCAGGUGCCACGGCACACUCGACCACCUGCUUCCGUGAUGGCAUGUUCCUGGUGCUUAGUUAUACGUUGCAUCAGUCAACUCGCCAGGGUAUUGAGCCUCCCAGGCUCAUCCCAAUUCAUAUGCAAUUAAUGACAAACGUUGCAAGAACAGUAUACUUGCCAGGCUAUGGAACACUGUUUUUGUAUGAGUUUGAAAGCAUGUUUGCGAGAUUUGGCUCCCUUCUUGAUCGUGCUGAGCGGGCACAGACGCAUGGUGGUGGCAACUUGGUGUUCUUGAGAAGAAAAUAUAACGAUUUAUUGCUGUUUUCAAAAGAUUCCAUCAGACACCACCUUCCAGCGUUGGAUUCGCACAUGGACGACAUUGAAUACCAGGAAGAUGUCCUCUUCACUAUGUUCAAUCGCUGGUCCAAGCUCCAGCCUCCAAGAUUUUUGGCAGCUAACGGGUGUGCGGAGGGACUUGAGAAAGUGCUCAACCUAUUCUACCGAGUGUUUCGGAAGGCGAUUUUUGCGGUCGUACCGCAAGUUCGUUUCCUCUUUCUUCGAGACUUUGACUCGCCGCUCAUGUUGGAUGUGUUUGCCAAUUACAACACGACGACGAUCUUGGAAGAGCUCAAGGACCUGAGCCGUGCUUCAGUACCGCAUGAUUCGUACAACGAGUUUGUACCCGAGCUUCAGUAUUUGGCUGCGUACUGUGUGCGUUUGAUUACUUUCCUCACCAUCAGAACGGCAAUCUUGUACCGUAAUUUGGUGUACGAGGAGAAAGUUCGGCAAAUGAUCCCCAUCUAUAACGCUGUGGAGUGGCGGAACUCAAUCACCAAUAUCGAAGAGACAAGGCAGGAAUUCCACGAGCUCAUUGGGCUUCUGGAAUACCCAAUUCUGUCAUUUAAGGAUACUUACAUCACACUGUCCCACUAUCCGCAGAUAGUGGAUCCGCAGAGUCCCGGAGCCAAAUUGGCAACCCCACGUCCUCCAGAGAAUGAUGGAGCUGACGGUGAGGUUGACAUGCUCCUGCUCCAGGCCAAUGGCUUGUUGAAGCAUGACUUGUUUCCGGAACUCUGA
Molecule: messenger RNA, 2238 nt
Organism: Candidozyma duobushaemuli
Lineage: Eukaryota; Fungi; Ascomycota; Pichiomycetes; Serinales; Metschnikowiaceae
Gene: ECM22
Product: Ecm22p
Exons: 1
Coding region: 1-2238 (745 amino acids)
Source: RefSeq, a predicted model, not a curated record